Messenger RNA from Closterium sp. Yama58-4, 1266 nucleotides. NCBI's taxonomy places the organism in Eukaryota, Viridiplantae, Streptophyta, Zygnematophyceae, Desmidiales, Closteriaceae. The record is from the annotation of a GenBank genome assembly.
AUGGAGGAUGCAUCGCAAGCACCCCAUUUACAUCACCACCAUCGCAAGCGACGGCGAGGGUGGGAAAAAGGACCAUACGUGCGUGUGCAUUACGAGAACCUGUCAAAAGCCAGCUUGGAUCAUCUUCAGAACCUCCUGUCCUCGUGGUCCUCAUGGGAGUCCACCCAAACUCCAACCUCUGAACGCGAGGGUCAGGAGCAGCAGGGCACAAGGCUGAGUGGAACAGACGUCUACUUCCCCUCCUCUGGGCCUUCCUCUGCAGCAGUCCCCUCUGUGCUAUCUCGCCUUGGUCCUCUGGGUUCCUUUCGCUCUCCUGGGGCUACAGGGCAGGGAUCCAUAGCACCACUGCGUGUAUGGGCUGCUCUUCCCCCGCCCAAGCCACUGCUUUCCCCCUCACUUCCUCCGAAGCAGUCACAACCGCCAUCUGCUGUUGCUGAACCUUCUACUGGCUCUCCUGGUACUGUUGGUGCUGCCGGGGUUCGCAGUGGCGUCACGUUCAAUAAGCACUACAGCACAGCCAACGACGUGCCUCUCUAUGAUAGGUCAGAAUCAGGCCUCGUUUUGGGCGUUCAUAGCAGCAGGAGCACAGGUGUAGGUGCAGGCGUUAACGGAACAUCCACGGGCGAUGGGUCCCAGCCAGGAAAGGACUCCAAUGCUCCCUCUGAUACAGCACCAGAAUCAGCAGCAGGAGGAGGGGGAGGGGACCUUUCCACCCUCACACCUCUCUUCCUCCAUUCAAACUCCUCUCGCACAGAGGAGGCACUCAAGUUAAAAUCCGCCGCCCGCUGCUUCAACUGCGGCUCCUACACUCACGCUCUGCGGGAAUGCCAACGCCCAAGGGACCAUGCCGCUGUAGCAGCCGCCCGAGCAGAACACGCAGGGGCGAAGGGGCAGGGUGGGAAGAGUGGAAACAGUGCUGCUGGGGAGGGAGGGGUGGGGAAUUCCAGGUAUUAUGGGUUUGGAGGGGCGGGGGGCGGGAAAGGGAGAGGAGGAGGAUCGAUGGAGGAAAGGUUUGAAGGGCUCGUGCCGGGUGUGCUCAGUGCGGAGCUGCGUGCAGCCAUGGGCAUCGGGGGGGUUGGGUGGGGUGUGCUGGCGGUAGCUGCGAAACUGUUGAGGCUAAAGGAGGGAGGGAUGGAGGAGACGUAUGAGAGCCUGCUGCCAGGUGUGUUGAGUUCAGAGGUGCAUGUUGCCGUGGGUCUAGGAGUGUAUUCCUCCCCGCUCCGCUCCCUCCUCACACACCUCCUUCUCUCUCCCUACUUACCAUAA